CAUAUUUACAUCAUAAUCAUAUACUGUAUAUCUACUAUUACAAAAUGAAUUUGAUAUCAAUUUUUUCCGUGAUAUCAAUCUCGUUACUGCUAGUUGCAAAGGCACAGGAACAACCGAAUGAUCAAGUGUGCCCAUUUGGAGCAUAUACGAAGGAAGCCCCAUCUCAAGAAAAUAACUUAAAGGCAUGCAAAGAGUAUCAAUGUAACAGUUGUUGUACAGAAGAAUUGACAGAACAACUGGUAUUAGUUCCUCUGCAAAUGGUCGGUAUACUCAACUAUAGCCAAUGUGAUGGAGGAUUGUCCACAGCAUGUUCAAAUUAUAUGUCUUACAUUCAAUGCUACUAUCAAUGUUCGCCAAAUUUAUACCCAUGGCUUCACAGAGUGACAAGACGUUUGGAAAAUUUGCCUAUAUGCGCCAGUUUUUGUGGUGAUUGGUACGAAGCAUGUAAGGAUGAUCGAACUUGCGUUGACGAGACAGACUGGUUGAGAGGCUUCCAGAAAGUCCAAGUCGGAGAUGACCCGAAAGAUAUCACUUUGCAGUGUAAAACAGGACAGCCUUGCCGGAAAUAUUCCGAAGUAUACGAGAAUGCGCAAAAAUUUUGUACGGAGAUGUGGCCAGGUGUAACAAUGUAUCAAACUGACGAAAGUAGCUGCGUUAUUCCUGGAGACCAAGGCCACAAUAAAAAUGUUGUGAAAGCAGUAGAAGGAGAAGAUGCCCCUUUCUCGACAUGUGAAUCUGUUCAUUAUACUGAUACUGGAAUGAUCGUCGGAAUAGUGGUUGGAGUUAUAGCAGGAGCCGCAAUGCUGACUGCACUGGUUAUUUUCAUCAUAAGAACUAAAGAAGCUAAAAAACAUAAGGCCAAGGGUGGAUCACAACCGAAGCCAAAAGAAAUGGAAGAACUGAAUCCUGCAACACUUGAAUAAAAUUACGAAUAUACAUAUUGGAUGUAAGAAAACAUAUGUGACAAACAUGAAACAUUGUUACUUUGAAUAGCUGGUCGCCCAUGGGCUCACAAUGAUGCUAAAAAUUUGUCACAUUUAUGUUAGAAUGUUUAUUCUCUUUUGCAAUCUUAUUAUAAACUUUUGCACUGAAAAUCCCUUCUGAUCAUGUUUGAAAAACUUUUGAAAAUACUCCAAUAAUAAAGAAAGAAUUAUUAUUGCUGAUUGCCAGCAUGUACGGUAAUAUCUGUCUCAAUUAAAUUUGUUCGCCCUCUGAUAAGAAAGCUCAAUGGCGUUAGGUGUGCGAAUCCAUGUGCUUUUUACAUUAUAUUCAUCAAAAACUAUGUUUCUUUUUCACAUACCUAAUAAAAAUAAAGACAAAUUAGAUUGAACAACGUUUAGUCAUCAAUGUAUUGAACAAGAUGACACCGACUGUUGGGAAAAAAAUGCUUGCUUUAAUGCUGCAAUCUUUUGAUAUAAUUUUGAAUAAAUUAUCUUCUAUAAUCAAAGGAGUACAGGAUCUCGUUUUUAAUU
Messenger RNA from Styela clava, 1472 nucleotides. Its product is annotated as riboflavin-binding protein-like. Gene Ontology annotation, cellular component: external side of plasma membrane. The record is from RefSeq and is a predicted model, not a curated record. NCBI's taxonomy places the organism in Eukaryota, Metazoa, Chordata, Ascidiacea, Stolidobranchia, Styelidae. Gene Ontology annotation, molecular function: riboflavin binding; riboflavin transmembrane transporter activity; signaling receptor activity.